Messenger RNA from Lycium barbarum (goji berry), 2602 nucleotides. Its product is annotated as pyruvate decarboxylase 2. Bases 138 to 2204 code for a protein of 688 amino acids. The record is from RefSeq and is a predicted model, not a curated record. Gene Ontology annotation, molecular function: thiamine pyrophosphate binding; carboxy-lyase activity; magnesium ion binding. Lineage: Eukaryota; Viridiplantae; Streptophyta; Magnoliopsida; Solanales; Solanaceae. The transcript has 5 exons.
AAAGUACUGUAGUAUGUCGUUAAAUGCAAUGACCGACUGAAGAAAUAUUACACCAAAAUGGAUACAACAUAAAUUGUACAACAAUUACACCGUAACUCCGAUCAUUGAGCCAAGACAUUCGCCCUGUGUUGGGUUCCAUGAAUUUUGAAGCAGUAAAAGGAAAGAAAAAAACUUACCGCCUCCCCAAGAAAACAAUACGAGAAACCCCUGCCUUGAUCUUCAAUCAAUUUUUCCUACCUUUUCGAAUCUUAACAAACCGACUCCUUUUAUUCUUACACGUAUAUAUUCCUCAUGUCUUUCAUUUUCUAUUACCAUUUCUCCCUGUAACAUUUUCUCAGUACCCAAAAAUAAUAAUAAUGGACAAUUCAGUAGCCAAUGGCACCACUUCCUGUAUCCAAGAUUCACAUUCUUCUUCUGUUAUCGCGAGCCCUGACGCGACCCUGGGGCGCCAUUUAGCCCGAAGGCUAGUUGAAAUUGGCGUUGAGGAUGUUUUCUCAGUGCCUGGUGAUUUCAACCUCACACUUCUUGAUCACCUUAUUGCUGAGCCAAGGCUUAAAAAUAUUGGCUGUUGCAAUGAGCUUAAUGCUGGAUAUGCUGCUGAUGGUUAUGCGAGGGCUCGGGGUGUUGGUGCGUGUGUUGUCACGUUCACUGUGGGUGGGCUAAGUGUGUUGAAUGCAAUUGCUGGUGCUUAUAGUGAGAACCUUCCUGUUAUUUGCAUUGUGGGAGGUCCCAAUACUAAUGACUAUGGAACUAAUAGAAUUUUGCAUCAUACUAUUGGAUUGCCUGAUUUUAGCCAAGAACUUAGAUGCUUUCAGACUGUUACAUGUUAUCAGGCUGUGGUAAAUAAUUUGGAGGAUGGACAUGAACAAAUUGAUAGAGCCAUUUCCACUGCUCUAAAAGAAAGCAAGCCAGUAUACAUUAGCAUAAGUUGCAAUUUGCCAGCCAUCCCUCAUCCAACUUUCACCAGGGAUCCCAUCCCAUUUUCUCUAUCACCUAAGCUAAGUAACAAGAGGGGCUUAGAAGCUGCAGUAGAUGCAGCAGUGGCCUUUCUAAGCAAGGCAGUGAAACCGGUCAUGAUUGGAGGACCAAAGCUAAGAGUAGCCAAAGCUUGUGAUGCUUUUGUUGAAUUGGCUGAUUCUUCUGGCUAUGCCAUGGCUGUGAUGCCAUCAGCAAAAGGGCUAGUGGCAGAACAACACCCUCACUUCAUUGGCACUUAUUGGGGUGCAGUAGGCACGUCCUAUUGCGCAGAAAUUGUUGAAUCAGCUGACGCUUACUUAUUUGCUGGUCCGAUAUUUAAUGACUACAGCUCUGUUGGGUACUCGCUUUUGAUCAAGAGAGAAAAGGCGUUAAUCGUUCAGCCUGAUAGAGUUGUAAUUGGCAAUGGACCAGCUUUUGGUUGUGUCCUAAUGAAAGAUUUCCUCUCUGAACUAGCAAAGAAAAUAAAGAAAAACGAAACUGCUUAUGAAAACUAUCGUCGGAUAUUUGUGCCUGAAGGAACUCCUUUGAAAUCAGAGCCUAACGAACCUCUACGGGUCAAUGUUUUAUUCCAGCAUAUACAGAAGAUGAUUUCAAGUGAAACAGCUGUGAUUGCUGAGACAGGGGAUUCUUGGUUCAAUUGCCAGAAGCUUAAGUUACCAGAAGGAUGUGGGUAUGUGACUAAUAACAGCUUAUCAGAGUGGUAUCCAUUUUAUUUUCAGACAUUAGACGAAAAAAGUUCGUGUUGCAGGUAUCAAUUCCAGAUGCAAUAUGGCUCCAUUGGUUGGUCAGUUGGUGCUACCUUGGGCUAUGCGCAAUCUGUACCCAAAAAACGUGUCAUUUCUUGCAUCGGUGAUGGAAGUUUUCAGGUUACUGCACAAGAUGUGUCAACAAUGAUUCGUAAUGACCAAAAGAGCAUCAUUUUCUUGAUUAAUAAUGGUGGCUACACCAUUGAGGUUGAAAUACACGAUGGGCCAUACAAUGUCAUCAAGAACUGGAACUAUACUGCUUUUGUUGAUGCUAUUCACAAUGGUGAAGGCAAUUGCUGGACCAUGAAGGUAAGGACUGAAGAGGAGCUGACAGAAGCAAUUGCAACUGCAACUGGAGAGAAGAAGGAUUGUUUAUGCUUCAUUGAAGUUAUUGUUCACAAGGAUGAUACUAGCAAAGAGCUGCUUGAAUGGGGAUCCAGGGUCUGUUCUGCCAAUGGACGUCCACCAAACCCUCAAUGAGUCAGAUUGAUUUAAUCUUUUUUAGCAAUGUUAACAGUCUGGUUUUAUCUUCUCUAGAUGAGGUAGCACUUUUUUUUUUUUUUUCCGUUUUUCGGUAACACUGGUGUCCUGGCCGUGCAUACACACCUCUAAACUUCGAGUAAUUAGAAAGUUGUUUACCAUUUAAUAAAAUGGAUUUUUGGAAUUAACUACAUGGAUCUAUUUGCUACAGCUUUGAUCGGUUGAUUUAGCAUUCUAACUCGUUGAACCUGAUCAUGUUUAAGGAUCUACUCUAGCUAACAAACAAUAAUGAUUAACAGGACCCUUCAAAUAUCAGACGAGAUCUUUGGAAAUUGGACUUGUCGAGGUUAAAAAUGAAGCUUUUCGCAGUUAUUGAAGGUUAAAAAUGAAGUUAUUUA